Molecule: messenger RNA, 1890 nt
Organism: Chrysochloris asiatica (Cape golden mole)
Lineage: Eukaryota; Metazoa; Chordata; Mammalia; Afrosoricida; Chrysochloridae
Exons: 1
Coding region: 1-1890 (629 amino acids)
Source: RefSeq, a predicted model, not a curated record
AUGGCCCUGAGCCUCCUGGAGGACUGGUGUCGCGGGCUGGGCGUGGACGUGCGCCGGGCCCUGCUGGUCACCGGCAUCCCCGAGAGUUUGGAGCAGGCUGCCGUCGAGGCGGUCCUGCAGCCAGCCUUCCUGACCCUGGGCUCCUUCACGCUGCGCAGCAUGAGGGUCGUUAAGAAGGAGAAGGCCAAAGCCGCCCUGGUAGAGUUUGUGGAGAACGUUGACCACGCAGCCAUCCCCAGGGAGAUCCCGGGCCAUAGCGGGGUCUGGAGGGUGCUAUGUAAGGACCGUGCCAAGGACUCCAGAAUGCUGAGGCAGAUGAAGCGCUUGCUACUGGACGAGAGGCCCACUCGGGCCCAAGUGGCCAAGGCCCCCGGGGACACCCAGACCCAGGAGUCGGACCAGGAGACCAGGCAAGCCGGGUCCCCGCUAGGUGCAGACGGGAAGGCUAGGAGGGGCCGGAGGGGCCGCGGAAGUAGAGCCAGAGGCAACAGGUUGACCAAGAAAGGCAAGAAGAGGGGCAGAGGAGGGUGGCCAUCCACUCCAGUGAGGAGUGAGUCCGAGGACUCCUCUGACGAGAGUCUGGGCAUCUUCAUCGAGGAGAUAGAGGAGGAUGAAGAUGAAGACCGAAGGGCGCUGUACACCACGCUCCAGGCUGCAGCCAAGGAACUCAUUAAGAAGUGGGCUGUCCAGAAUGAUGCCCAAGAGGGCGAUGGGCCACGAGAGUUCUUGGCCCUGGUAACGGUGACGGACAAAGCCAAGAAGGAAGAGAUGGAGAAAGAGCCUCCGUCGGGUGAGUCCAUCAGCCUGGACAUCAAAGAAGACAGGAAUGGCGUCCCUGACUUAGUGGCACUUCUUGCCGUGAGAGAAACAUCGCAUGAGGAACCCAUGGGCAGUGAUACUUCCGGUAGUGAGUCCCAGGACAACGGGGACCAAGAAAACGAGGAAGCGGACAAUCCUGAGUUUGUGGCCAUUGUAGCAUAUACUGACCCCUCAGACCCUUCUGCGCGAGAGGAGAUGUUGAAAAUCGCAUCUGUGAUUGAGUCUCUGGGCUGGAGUGACAAUGACAAAGAGGAGGCCCUUCCCCGGGUCUUGUCAGUCAUGUCUAAAGACACAAGUGGCACCCGAGUCAAGGUGGAGGAGGCGGGUCGUGAGGUGGAUGCCAUGGUUCUGAGGAAGGCCAAAGACGAUGGGAACCUUCUAGAAUGCAUCUCUACCUUGGCGGAGCCAGGGACUCCUCCCAAGGGGAAGAAAGCCCAGCAUAGCUUCCUCAGCGGCUGGGGUGAUGAUGAUGAAGAUGAAGGGGGCCUUCUGGAACUGGUAGCGCUUCUGGCUGCACAGGAUAUGGCGAAGGUGAUGAAGGAGGAGAAAGAAAACGCCUGGGAAUGUGGGAAGUAUAAAUAUGCCAAAGGCAACUUGGGUGAGGUCUUGGCGCUCCUGGCUGCCCGGGAGAUCCUGGACUCGGAGGAGGAGUCAGAUGAGGAGUCCGAGGAGCAUGAAGAGUCUGAGGAGUCUGAGGACACGGAGAGCGAAGAGUCUGCGCCGGAGGAGACGGCGUCCAGGAAGCCGCGGGCCAAGAGGGCUCGCACAGCUGCCCGGAGCUUGGGCCAGGCUGGCACAUCCACGCCCGCAAUCCCCACCCCCGCAGGGCCUCGAAAACCCCGAGCUGUGGGCCGGGGCCGUGGUCGGGCUUCCACUCCCGACAAGAAGACUGGAGGCCGGGCCUCGGCCCAGGACGAUGGCUCAGGGAGCAAGAAGAAGAAGGUGAAUCCAGGCUCUAGGUCCCACACAAAGGCGGGCGACACCACCAAGGCUCAGCUGCCCCCUGGCGCAAGGUCCGCCCGUGGGAAGAAGGCACGUCGGGGCCGCAGGCUGCCCCCCAAGUGCCGCUAG